Molecule: messenger RNA, 2505 nt
Organism: Cimex lectularius (bed bug)
Lineage: Eukaryota; Metazoa; Arthropoda; Insecta; Hemiptera; Cimicidae
Gene: Hsc70-4
Product: heat shock 70 kDa protein cognate 4
Exons: 5
Coding region: 535-2505 (656 amino acids)
Biological process (GO): vesicle-mediated transport; cellular response to unfolded protein; protein refolding
Cellular component (GO): nucleus; cytoplasm; plasma membrane
Molecular function (GO): ATP binding; heat shock protein binding; ATP-dependent protein folding chaperone
Source: RefSeq, a predicted model, not a curated record
AUAAUUCGUAUGCUGACUAGACAUUAUAUCUUUCUAUUCUAAAAUACAAAAUCGAUAAGGGAUUUUUUUAUUAUUUUUUUAAUGUAAUAUUUUUUUUAAUGUGUUUGAAAGAGGGCAAGUAGUUCCAAUGGAUUUUUUUUUGUUCAGUAUGACAAAAUAUUUACACGUUUGUCCCAUAUGUUUUUAUAGUGGAUCGAAAAGGGUAAAAAUCGUUGGAAAGGAAAAACGCGAACCGGUGAGAAAAGUUAAACGAUUACGGGAUAAUUAAAGAGAAAAAAGUUGGUCUUUCGAUCAAAAGAGCUGUGAAUCGAUUUGCUGCCUCGUCCAAUCCGUUGGCCGCUUCCGUUCAACCGUCGACGCGAUUGGUCAAAAGUUCUAGAACGUUCUAGAAGCGCAUCGACCCUACCCAGCUCGAGCCCUAAUCGCCGGAUAUCGUCCUCAUUUUCACGUCAGACGCCCGAGCGAUCGUUGCGGCAAACCAAGACCACAUUCUACCAAUAGGAAAACACUUUUAAUUUAUUUAAACAAGAUAAAAUGGCCAAAGUUCCAGCAGUCGGAAUCGAUCUCGGCACGACCUACUCCUGCGUCGGUGUAUUCCAGCAUGGAAAGGCCGAGAUCAUCGCCAACGACCAGGGUAACAGGACGACACCCAGCUAUGUCGCCUUUACAGACACGGAACGUCUGAUCGGCGACGCCGCCAAGAACCAGGUCGCGAUGAACCCAAACAACACAAUUUUCGAUGCCAAAAGGUUGAUUGGGAGAAGAUUUGAAGAUGUCACCGUCCAGUCUGACAUGAAACAUUGGCCAUUUGAAGUCGUGAGUGACGGCGGAAAACCGAAGAUCCAAGUCCAGUACAAAGGAGAGAAUAAGACUUUCUUCCCCGAGGAAAUUAGUUCCAUGGUCCUCACCAAAAUGAAGGAAACUGCUGAAGCCUACCUUGGAAAAACGGUCACCAACGCCGUAGUUACAGUCCCUGCCUACUUCAACGAUUCUCAGAGGCAAGCUACCAAAGAUGCUGGAACCAUUUCUGGCCUUAACGUCCUUCGUAUUAUUAAUGAACCGACUGCUGCAGCCAUCGCUUAUGGGCUCGACAAGAAGGUAACGGGAGCCGGAGAGAGGAACGUCCUUAUUUUCGAUCUCGGAGGUGGUACUUUCGACGUGUCCAUUUUGACGAUUGAAGAUGGUAUUUUCGAAGUCAAGUCCACAGCUGGAGACACUCAUUUGGGAGGUGAAGAUUUCGACAACAGGAUGGUUAAUCACUUUGCUCAGGAAUUCAAGCGUAAAUACAAAAAAGAUCUUACUCAGAACAAGAGGGCUCUCAGGAGAUUGAGAACUGCCUGUGAAAGGGCAAAGAGAACUCUUUCUUCCUCGACCCAGGCCAGUAUCGAAAUCGAUUCCCUCUAUGAAGGUAUGGACUUCUACACAUCGAUCACAAGAGCCAGGUUUGAAGAGCUGAACGCCGAUCUGUUCAGAAGCACGAUGGAACCUGUAGAAAAAUCACUCAGGGAUGCUAAAAUGGACAAAGCCCAAAUCCACGACAUUGUGCUCGUCGGAGGUUCCACCCGUAUUCCAAAAGUACAGAAACUCCUGCAAGAUUUCUUCAAUGGCAAGGAACUAAACAAAUCCAUCAACCCUGAUGAAGCAGUAGCGUAUGGUGCUGCUGUCCAGGCUGCCAUCUUGCAGGGUGAUAAAUCUGAAGAAGUACAAGAUCUCCUCUUGCUCGAUGUCACACCUCUGUCUCUCGGUAUCGAAACAGCUGGAGGAGUGAUGACUGCUCUGAUCAAGAGGAACACCACCAUUCCUACCAAACAAACUCAGACAUUCACCACAUACUCUGACAACCAGCCUGGAGUAUUGAUUCAAGUUUACGAAGGGGAGCGUGCUAUGACAAAAGACAACAAUUUACUCGGAAAGUUUGAACUCACUGGCAUUCCACCGGCACCUCGUGGCGUCCCACAAAUCGAAGUGACAUUUGACAUCGAUGCCAACGGUAUCCUUAACGUCACCGCCAUUGAAAAAUCUACUGGCAAAGAGAACAAGAUUACCAUCACCAACGACAAAGGACGAUUGAGUAAGGAGGAAAUCGAAAGGAUGGUCAACGACGCUGAAAGAUAUAAGGCAGAAGAUGAAAAACAGAAGGCCGUCAUUUCUGCCAAGAACGCCCUCGAAUCUUACUGCUUCUACAUGAAGAGCACUGUGGAAGAUGAGAAACUCAAGGAUAAAAUCUCCGAAGCCGACAAGACCACUAUUUUGGAAAAAUGCAACGAGGUCAUUCAAUGGCUCGACGCCAACCAACUCGCUGAAAAAGAAGAGUUUGAACACAAGCAGAAGGAAUUGGAACAGCUCUGCACUCCGAUUGUCAACAAAUUGUACCAGAGCGGUGGAGCUCCACCACCAGGUGCUGCUGGCGGAUUCCCAGGAGGUUUCUUCCCAGGUGGUCCUGGUGGGGCUCCUGGUGCCGGCGGUGCUGCUGGCUCAGGCCCAACCAUCGAAGAAGUCGAUUAA